AUGGCUACAGGAAAACCAACUUUUCCAGGAAUUUUGGACCCACAAGAUAUGAAAGAAGAAAAGGGUUUGAGCACGUUUGAGCUGGAUAUAUCCAGUAUAUGGGUGCCAUCAAUCAUUACACCUAAAGGUUCAGAGAAUGGCCUUUUAAGUUUCCCAAAUAAGGCUUUUGUGAAAUCAUCCGGGCAGUUUUUGAUCAACAAUCCGGACAAAAUGUCGACCAGCUGUUAUUUGAACCUGGACCGUUAUCCUUUCGAUGUCCACAACUGCACCAUACCCUUCGUCUUGAUGGACUACGGCAUCAACCCGCUGGUCGGCGAAGAUGUCUACCACCAGCUUGAAAAGUUCUUCCACACCAGCGCGGAAUGGCGGCUCCUGGGGUUUGGUUGUUUGGUGGUUGAGACCCCCAACUACACCGACCCCCCUAUAUUCCACACGCCCAACUACACCGACCCCCCUAUAUUCAAGACCCCCAACUACACCGACCCCCCUAUAUUCCAGACCCCCAACUACACUGACCCCCCUAUAUUCCAGACCCCCAACUACAACUACACCGACCCCCCUAUAUUCCAGACCCCCAACUACACCGACCCCCCUAUAUUCCAGACCCCCAACUACAACUACACUGAGUGCUGGUUCUCCAUGGAGCGCCGCAGCAUCUUCUACGUCGCCUCCCUCCUCGUCCCCGUCAUCCUCAUCUCCACCAUGACCGACCUCGUCUUCUGCAUCCCUGCUGAGUCGGGCGAGAAAAUCUCUUACGUCAUCUCCAUCUUCCUCUCCAUGACCGUCUUCGUCAACUUCCUAGUCGAGUUCGUACCCCGAAGCAUGGGGAAACUACCCCGCAUCAUGCAGCUUAUCACGGCUGUUAUGGUGAAAAUAGCUCUAAUCGCCAUGGCAACGAUAUUCGUUUUAAACGUGUAUAAAAAGAAGAGAAAUAAACAAAUUAAUAGGAAACAGUAUACGAAUUCAGUGAUGAAUGAAGCGAAUCCAUUGUUGUCUAGAUCUGUGAAUAGCUUGGAGAAAAUGUCAGAGGCGUCUUAUAAAAGUGGAUCAAGUUCCAAACGAUGUGGGAAGCAGACGGCGGUUUUAAAUUGUGGUGCUCGAGAGCCUCAUGAGACUUUGGAUGUGUACUUUUUCGUGGUGUUUGUUUUGGUUGAUGUUGCUAUAUACACGUUUGUACUGGUGUGA
Molecule: messenger RNA, 1185 nt
Organism: Physella acuta
Lineage: Eukaryota; Metazoa; Mollusca; Gastropoda; Physidae
Product: acetylcholine receptor subunit delta-like
Biological process (GO): monoatomic ion transmembrane transport
Cellular component (GO): membrane
Molecular function (GO): transmembrane signaling receptor activity; extracellular ligand-gated monoatomic ion channel activity
Source: RefSeq, a predicted model, not a curated record